Molecule: messenger RNA, 885 nt
Organism: Carassius gibelio (silver crucian carp)
Lineage: Eukaryota; Metazoa; Chordata; Actinopteri; Cypriniformes; Cyprinidae
Exons: 2
Coding region: 122-595 (157 amino acids)
Biological process (GO): modification-dependent protein catabolic process; protein ubiquitination
Cellular component (GO): nucleus; cytoplasm
Molecular function (GO): ubiquitin protein ligase binding; protein tag activity
Source: RefSeq, a predicted model, not a curated record
AACAUCAUUGUUUAUGGGCGGGACUUCAGUUGAGGCUUUAAAUGCUCACCUCCAUCCAGAGACUCAUUAUUUAACGCUGGAGUGAUUUACCUGACUUCAAAUAGAUUAUUCAGCAGAAGAUAUGAACAGCUCGGUAAUGGAACUGAAAAUCAAAGUGAUGAACGGAGAUGAGAGGAGUCUGGAAGUGAGAAGUGAUGACACGGUUGGAGACCUCAAGCAGCUCAUUUCUGAGCUCUUCAGAGAGCCUCCUUCCAAACUGAGGCUUUCUGACGAGAACCGUUCCAUUUUCAACCUUGAUUCCAGGAAACUCAGCGAAUACGGUUUGCGAUCAGGCUCAGUUGUGAUCCUGGUCAUCAACAGACCUUUCCAGGUGUUGGUUAAAAAUGAAAAAGGCAACAUAGGAACGUAUGAUGUUGCUGUCAAUGAGACCGUAGAUCAGCUCCAGACUAAGGUCUACAACAAAGAGGGAGUCCCAAAGGACCAGCAGAUACUGAUUUACCAAGGCGAAAAGCUUAAGGCUGGCAAGAAGUUGCAAGACUACAACAUCAAGUCAGGAGACACCAUUUACAUGACUCUCCGGCUCCGAGGUGGUUAAUAGAGAUCAGCGCGACCAGGAUUAAGAAAUGAUCCAAUUCAUUAAUAAAUAUAUAAAUAUUCUAAAAUAGAAAUGUCAUGUAUUUAUGCCUGUUUAUCACCUAUUCUAUUUAAUAUCUAGUGUCAGAAUAUUAAUUUUAUUUCAUUUUGAUUUAAUGUAGUUAUGUAAUUUAUUAAGCUGAUACAAUCUGGAAUAAGUGUAACUUUACUCAUAGAGUUCCAGUUUAAGAUUUCUACAUAUGUGCUGCUGGCCAACAUUUGUUGUUAAAUAAAAUGUAAAUUCUUAAACUA